This is a messenger RNA of Quercus robur (English oak), 864 nucleotides long. Its product is annotated as nascent polypeptide-associated complex subunit beta-like. The transcript has 6 exons. The record is from RefSeq and is a predicted model, not a curated record. Bases 15 to 683 code for a protein of 222 amino acids. Lineage: Eukaryota; Viridiplantae; Streptophyta; Magnoliopsida; Fagales; Fagaceae. Gene Ontology annotation, cellular component: nascent polypeptide-associated complex; cytosol.
GCCGUGUUCAGCUAAUGUUUCUUGGAAGAAGGAAGGGUAAAAAGGGAAUUAGGCAUUCGAGUAGAGGAGGGCAUAUUUAUCCCCUAUCUUCGCCUGUCAAACCGAGAGAGCUCUCUUUCUCUUGCCUGCGUACUGCCGCGGCGGCUUUUGCUUCUACUCGUUUCAUAUUCUGCCUUGCAUAUUUUAUUACCAAAACAAAGAUGGAUAGGGAGAGGCUCAUGAAAAUGGCUGGUGCCGUUCGUACUGGUGGAAAAGGAAGCAUGAGAAGAAAAAAGAAGGCUAUUCACAGAGCAACGACCACUGAUGAUAAAAGGCUUCAGAGUACGUUGAAGAGGAUUGGUGUGAACACUAUCCCAGCUAUUGAAGAAGUUAACAUUUUCAAGGAUGAUGCAGUCAUCCAGUUUCUUAAUCCCAAAGUUCAAGCUUCUAUUGCUGCCAACACUUGGGUUGUUAGUGGUUCUCCUCAAACGAAAAAAUUGCAAGAUAUUCUCCCAGGGAUCAUCAACCAACUAGGGCCAGAUAACUUGGACAACCUAAGGAAGCUUGCGGAGCAGUUUCAGAAGCAGCAACCACCUGCUGGUGCACAAGCAACACAAGAAGAAGACGAUGAUGAAGUCCCAGAGCUUGUUGCUGGUGAAACAUUUGAAACUGCUGCAGAAGAUGGUCAUACUCAUACUUCUUAGACUGGUUGUAUGAAUGGUUUCCUAUAUCAAUUUUAAUACUUUGCUGGGCAUUUCUUUCCCCUUAUGGCCUUCUGCUCUUGUGAUAGUCACUUUUCUUGAUAUGUGUUGUUGAAUCUAGUGAAAGAAUUGUAGCUUGUAUGAGACCUAUUAUAUCAUUUGAAUGGCAGUUUUUAUCGAGUCA